Messenger RNA from Alternaria arbusti, 795 nucleotides. RefSeq lists its product as uncharacterized. The record is from RefSeq and is a predicted model, not a curated record. The transcript has 2 exons. Bases 1 to 795 code for a protein of 264 amino acids. NCBI's taxonomy places the organism in Eukaryota, Fungi, Ascomycota, Dothideomycetes, Pleosporales, Pleosporaceae.
AUGCAGGUAUGGCUUACUAUCUACUACGUCGUACAGAAUGAACUGAACACCAUAGUCGCACGCUCAGGCGACUUCCUCGUCGUUCACGGAGGUUUAGAAUCUGAUGUCAACUUGCGCCUCCUCUACCGCAAGAAGCAGAACACAGUCUAUGUUUGGGGCGGGCAACUUUCCGCCGACGGCCACACCAAAGACACCCAAUACAACCCAUUCUAUAAUGAUCGAUUACCAGAGGUCUGGGCACUUUCUGUAAAGCCUGACGCAUCUGGCUCAUGGGUCAAGGUAGUGGGAAAGAACGCCCCAACACCAAUGCCCGAAAAUUUCCAACAGCUUGCUUGUGGCGCAUAUGCAUACGACAAUGAAGGGGGCUACUACAUAGGAGGUCAAAUAUCGCAUUGGACAACGCUAGAAAUUAGCAACUUCACCCAAUAUUUCGGGGUUCCGGGAUUGGUCAAAUUCGACUUCGACACGAAACAGAUCACCAAUACGACAAACGAUGGACAAUUCUUUGCAUCCCGCAACACUGGUCUCAAAGAACCGCACGAAAUACCAGGGCCUCUGCUCAACAUACCGUUUGGACCAAAUGGCACACUAGUUUCCAUUGGAGGACGACAAUAUCCAAACGCUACGGACGAUGACUUUGGAUCCGGCUGGAGCAACCUGUGGAUCUAUGACAAGCAGAAGAAUCGAUCAUACCAUCAGCCCAUUACAGGAGACCCUCCUAGGUUGGGGUUAGAGCCUGAUAAACUUGCCUUCUUCUCUGCAUUUGAUGAGAAAAACAAAACCUUCGAGAUGUAA